Oreochromis aureus is the source of this 1557-nucleotide messenger RNA. RefSeq lists its product as uncharacterized. Gene Ontology annotation, cellular component: precatalytic spliceosome. Bases 130 to 1278 code for a protein of 382 amino acids. Gene Ontology annotation, molecular function: double-stranded RNA binding; single-stranded RNA binding. The transcript has 12 exons. The record is from RefSeq and is a predicted model, not a curated record. Lineage: Eukaryota; Metazoa; Chordata; Actinopteri; Cichliformes; Cichlidae.
UUUAAACCGGCGAGUUCAUCAGACUACAAUCUUCUCCCGAAGCUCGGCUAGCGUUAUAUUCUCCUUUCACCUUGAGCUAGGAGGAACUCGCAGUUUGCACUUAAGUAUCUCGUUGACAACGCUGAGGAAAUGGAGGAUCAAAAUUCAGGAAACCAGCCUCCACCACAAAGUGGGCCCCCAAAUCCAAAGAAGAAUCCAAAGAGAAGGCAGCUGCAGCAUUCUGCUGAUAUAGUGUUUUCCAAAGGAUCUUCUAUCCAUACUGUUCCCUCGCUCAACAAAAUCUUGAAGGGCAUCACAGACUGUGUGAUCGGCCUUCAGUAUGUGUGGGAGUACCGCAGCCCCAGUAAAUCUGUCCCCCCACACUACCAGUGCAAACUGUGUGCCAUGGCCAGCUUGCAGCAUGACAUUGUUGACCAUGUGAAAGGCUGGAAACACUGCUAUAGAUACAUGAAAAAGACCCACCCUGACAAGAUUACGCAUGAGGAGGAAGAUGCCGUGAAAGACCCUGCUAUCAGAAAAUCCAUUAAAGAAGCUGCGGCGGAAGUUGAAAAGACUGAGGGGAGGGGACAAAUCAAGGUGAUCCUCAGGGAGCCCUUUGACAUUCCUGCUUUUAAAGGACUACGCUCUGCUAUUCCUAAAGCCGGUCCUUCACCAGCUCCAGGAAUGGGACAAAUGGGGCCACCCUUUGGUCCCAGGUUCUCUGAAUCAAGAUUCCCAGGGGAGUUUCAUCCUGAUUAUCCCGUAGAUGAAUUUGGGGAGUCCGGCUUUGGAGGCUACUCCUCCAGGGAAGACUUUUCUGACUCUGGUAUGGAUCGGGGAAAUUUCAUGGAUAAUAUGGGUCGUGGUUCAGGUGGUGGAAGAGACAGCUACAGAAGGAGUGGACUGCUGGAUGAACGUCCAAACAAAAUGUAUUCAGACGAGUACCAGGGCAACCGGAUGGGUAGCAGCUUGAUGGACAGACCAAUGGACAGGCCAGGAUUAAUGGGGGCAGCUCCAGAAUCUAGCAGCCUUCCCCAUACUUUGCUCACAUACCUGGAUACUUUCAGGAUAGAGAAUGAGAGCGAUGCCCAGCUGGUGCUGAAGGUGACGCAGAAACUAACAGAUGUGCUGAUGGAGUAUCGACUCAGGAGUGUAUCAGGGGGGCCCAACAGCUUAUCAAUGAGUUCCACAAACUUCUCCUCUUCACCCCCUAGAAUGCAAAGCAGUAGCAACCGAUUCUCAGGUGGCCUCUCAGGUCCAUCCCGGUACAAUGACGGUCCGCCCAGAUAUUACAAAUAAGAGAUGCAACAAGUCUGUCUUCUCAUCUUUCUGUCCUACAUGCACACGGGUCAUUGCUGUCCAGAUGUUGAUUUCAUGUACUUUUUAAAAAAUAUAUAUAUUUUCAUGCACUGGGUUUUCCAUCUUUUGCUGUCCUUGUUUUAAUUAUGUUUACUUCUUCAGAAUAUGGCAAGAUUUAUAACUUGGAAGGAUUUACAUGUCUUCUGUUGUAUCCAGCAACUUUACCUGAUCAUUUCAGUUUAAAUUUCACAGCUAUUAAAAGCUAUUAAUGGACAUAAA